GCCGGGAGGUCUCCCCCGAGGCCGCCCUGUGCCGUUGGGCCGGCGGCCGGGCGGUGCCGGGCCGGGAACCUGGGGGUCCGCAACUUUGCGCGGGAAGUUUCCCUGCCGGGGUCCGGUUUCUGCGGAGCCGUCGGCGCCGAGGGGCCUCCUGCAGUCCGGCUCCCGCAGCAGGCCGCCCGUUUCCCUGGACACUCGUGCCCUGUGUCGCCCCCAGGCUGCCUCCUGGAGCGGGGCCGUCGGAGACUGCAUGGAGACCCCGCAGAGAAGACUUCCUCCAGGUGAGCGGGGUCGGUGGCCGCCGGCUCCCGGUGACUUGGAGCUUUCCCUGCGGCGACCGCACGCGCAGAAAUGAGGAAUCCAGGUCUGCCGCUGCCCGCAGAGUGAGCGGCAGGCAACGGACUGAGGGCCGCCCCGCAAAAGAUGGACCCCUGUGAAGAUCUGGAAAGGUCCAGCCAUAAGUCUCUGGACUCCAGGGAGACCGGGCCUCCGGAACUUAAAGGACCACGGGCCUGCGACCCUGAGGCCCUGGGGAAAGGACACGAGGAUAUGUGGAGCCAGAAGUAUCACCUGCAGAGCCCACGCGCGGAGAGCAGCAACAGUGAACGGCAAGAUCGAAACAGAGUUUCCGAAGAGCUUAUGAUGGUUGUCCAAGAAAUGAAAAAAUAUUUCCCAUCAGAGAGACCCAAUAAGCCGAGCACUCUAGACGCCCUCAACUAUGCCCUUCGUUGUGUACACAGUGUGCAAGCAAACAGUGAGUUUUUCCAGAUUCUCCGUCCGGAUGGAGCACCUCGAGCAGAUGUGACCAGGUACAGUCUUGAGGAACUGAGCACGGUUGCUUCAGAACAUGCCUCCAAAAACACAGAUACCUUUGUGGCAGUGUUUUCAUUUCUGUCUGGAAGGUUAGUGCACGUUUCUGAACAGGCCACUUCGAUCCUGAACUGUAAGAAGGGUUUCUUGGAGUCCUCGCACUUUGUUGAACUGCUCGCCCCUCAAGAUGUGAGGGUGUUCUGUGCACACACUGUCCACGCUCAGCUUCCCUUCUGGAACAGCUGGACCCGAAGAGCAUCUCAGUACAAAUUCGCUCCGGUGAAAUCCUUUUUCUGCAGGAUCCGUGGAGGCGAAGUCAGAGAGCAAGAGAAGCGUUACUACCCAUUCCGGAUUAUUCCCUAUUUGAUGCGCGUACAUGUCUCUACCCAGCGGGAACCUGAGUCGUGCUGUCUCACCCUGGUGGAGAAAGUUCGCUCUGGUUAUGAAGCUCCUCGAAUCCCGAUGGAUAAAAGAAUUUUUACCACAACACACACCCCAGGGUGUGUUUUUCUUGAAAUAGAUGAAAGAGCGGUGUCUCUGCUGGGUUACCUACCUCAGGAUCUGCUGGAGACAUCCAUCUUGGCGUAUGUGCACCCCGAAGACCGUUCUCUCAUGGUUGCCAUACACCAAAAAGUCUUGAAGUAUGCAGGUCACCCUCCCUUUGAACACUCACCCAUUCGAUUCCGUACCCAAAAUGGAGAUUACAUCAUAUUGGACUGCAGCUGGUCCAGCUUCGUGAACCUGUGGAGCCAGAAGGUUUCUUUCAUCAUCGGUCGGCAUAAAGUUCGAACGAGUCCGCUGAAUAAUGAGGAUGUUUUCGCGACCCGAAUAAAAAAGACGAACCAUAAUGACAAAGAUGUAACAGAAUUGCAAGAACAAAUUCACAAACUUCUCUUACAGCCGGUUCACACGAGCGCCUCCGGCAGCUACGGGAGCCCGGGCGGCAGCGCCUCGCGGGAGCAGCGCGUCGGGAGCGCGUCGUCUAGUGAGGCCGGCGGGCCCCGCGCCGCGCACGCGCACGGGGAGCCGCUGACUUUGCAGCAGGUCUCCGUCCGUCUAAACAAAAUUAAGAAUCUCGGUCAGCAGCUCUACAUUGAGUCAAUGGCCAAGUCACCAGAUAAGCAAGUGACGGCGAUGCGCACAGGACGGCUUAGCGAUGAGCAGAAGGUCUCUUCUGCCUUCCUGACGUUGAAAGACAAUAGCAUGCACGUGGAGUCUAGUGAAGAUUGGAGAAAAGACCAGCAUAGCCCAUCUUAUCAGCAAAUAAACUGCAUUGACAGUGUUAUCAGAUACCUGAGGAGCUGCGACGUUCCAUCUUUGAAAAGGAAGAGUGCGUCCUCUUCGUCCUCGGAAGACAGACAGAACCACAAGGCAAAUGAUGCCCAGACCUUGCACGCUGCACCUCAGACCCCAGCCACAGCUCACUUGGAGAUGUCUACUGCCAGGCGGUCCGCAGACGCUGCAGGACGCGCCCCCAGGAGCCUGUCCCCGGCGGUGCUGAGCCUGGGCUCUGGCACGAGCCAGUGUAGCUACGGCAGCACCGUUGUCCACGCCCCGCCGCCAGAGUCAGAAGCGACUCUGGCAGAGGAUGCUGUCCCAGCAUGUGAGCCCUGGACCCCGUGCUCACACCCAGGUCCGUGUACCUCAGAAGAAUUUCAACAAGUAGGGCUCACAAAAGCCAUGCUGUCGGCCCACGCACAGAAGGAGGAACAGAAUUAUGUUGAUAAAUUCCGAGAAAAGCUCCUGUCAUCGCCCUACAGAGCCUGUCUUCCGCAAGAAAGCAGAAGCAAAGCUAAACAUUUGUACGUUCAAGGAGGCCCCGCUUCCAAGCAGAGCAGCGCGGCCGGCGGCAAGAAGGGGAAGCACAAGGGGAAGAAGCUGCCACAGCUGCCGGGCAGCAGUGGUACUAAGGACGCCUUCUGUCCCCACUUGCGAGGGGACGUCCAGGACACACAGCCCUGGGGCCCCUCCCCCGCCUCCUCCCCGUGGGCCUCCGGCCUGUCGUGCCCGGCUCCUUCCCCCGUCCCGGCCCUGCCCCGUGGCAGCAGUGGCUCCCUUCGAAUGUCUGUUGAGCCACGUUUGCCCAACUGCUUGCAGUCUUUUCCUGGCCCCCCUCCUCUCUACUUAGAUACUUUGAUGACCAUUUUCCUGCACGAACCCCCUGUCUGUCCCCUUUUGUCACCAUCCUUCCCCCCAUAUCCGUUCUUGGGAGCACCAGACUCUUGCGAAAUUCCACCCUCAGCAUCAGCAGUGGCUGCCAGCCUGGAACCCCCGUGGUCGGUCCUCAGCCGAAGGUGAGCUGAGGGGAAAUGGGAGACGCCGCGUGAAGAGCACGCACUCACUACCUCGAGGAGCAGCUCACCACUGUGGCUCAACUUACGGCAGGAAGACACGCUCAGAUCCCGCGAAUCUUCAGAUCAGAUGAGAAGGGGCAUUUGCCCAGAAGCCGAGGAUCGUGUCGUAGGCAACAGCGGGAAUAAGCACAGUUACACGGCAUUACUUCACGAGGAGUCUCCUUCCAGAACAGGUUCUGUAGCAUCAGGAAGCAGUGACCACAGUAUAUACUCCACCAGUGGUGAUUAUUCUUCUGAAAUCACCUCACAGGGACAGCAGUCUCAGGAUGUACAGAAGAAAGAAACAUUUCCCAAUUUUGCUGAAGAGUCCAUGUGGAGAAUGAUAAAACAGACAUCUGAGUACAUUCUAAUGACAUAUCAGGUACCUGAGAGGGUGAAAGAGACCGUGCUGAAAGGGGACCUGGAGAGGCUGGCGGGCAUGCGGCCGUGGCAACCCCAGUUUUCACGUGCGCAGAAGGAGGAGCUGGCCAAGGUGCACUCUUGGAUUCAGAGUCAGACUGUCCCUCGAGAAAUAGACAUCAAGGGAAGCACAGGCUGUGUCACCUGCGAAAGCAAAGACUCCCUUGGUGACGCCGCAGAGUCCUGUGGUCAAGCUCCAGCAGCAAACGGCAGUUGAGUGGCCACGGAGAUGGCACCUGCCGGACAAGCAGACCUCUUGGUGUGUCUCUUUAACCCCUGACUCCUACAUGGCCAUGAAGCUAUCGGUGAAUGUGAAGGUUUUCCCUUUUGGACUUUUUAACAGGCAUCAUUUUUCUGAAACAGACGUUGUAUAUACCGUCUUUCAUUCCUGUGUUCCUGGUGUAUUAAAGCUGUCAGUCAGCUUCUCUUUCUGGUUGGCCGUGCUCUGAGCAGAUUGGAUGGCCUCUAGAGAGGUGCGUGCACAGCGACACUUGACUUCGGGUGUCACCCAAAAUGGAUGGUAGUUAGAAGUAUGGCUAGAAGUAGCCCCGAACGUAGCCUCGUUUAUUUCGUUCUGUUGUUACGUGGAUCAUUUUCCUGUGGGAGGACGUAGGACGUCCCACCUGCAGGCCGUAUACUGUUCGGAAUGGUUUCCGUAAGUUGCGUACUUUCAUGCGGCCUGUGCACAACUUGGUGCUUCCCCCCGAGAUUAAGAGGAGACGUCCCGCUUCCUCACGAGGCCAAGUCACUUCAGUAUUUACCAGUGUUAGAAAAUACCGCCCAUUGGUACACUGGGAAUAGCUGGCUUUUAGGUUUGGAUUCUGAGCUUUAUUCCUAUAGAUGCCUUUCCUUUUAAUUUUCCACCUUCCACUGAAAUUCCCAAAGUCUUAAAAACCAGUCUACUUACAAUGAGCUUAUUCCUUGGGGUUAAGUUAGCUUUUGCAUGUGUAACAUUAAAACAAAAAGAGCUCUUCACUCAACCAGUGGCAUUCUCCUUUUUAAGGUUCUGGUUUUUAAAAUAACGAUUGUAAAGAGUUUCAGAAGUGACGUAAGAAAUAAUGCUCUUCCUUUAUGCCUAUGUGUUUGAACGUUGUCUCACCAAAACUAACACUUAACUCUUUCUUUCCAACCAACUUACACACAAGAGGUCUGUCCGUCUUUGCCAGAGGUCUGUAAGUGCCGUGGUGGCUUCCCGGUGACAGCCGCGGUUCGCGGGAGCUCCGUGGUCCUCACGGGGGUGCAGCGUGGCCGCAGAUCAGUGCUUCCUACUCCGGCCCAGAUGGUGUUUGUGAAGAAGUGAGUGGGUUGUUAACUUGCUAAGUCCCUGUUCUCGAGAGAAAUCCGUGAUUCCUGCCCAGACUUGGAGGGACUCAUGCGGUUCACACCCACACAGAUCAGAAAGGAGUAGAAGCAAAGGAGCAGGACCUUCUAUCUUUUAUAUAACAGACUGACUGAUCUUUCGUGUUUUGUUGCUUUGUUUCAAGCAAACUCUCUUCCUCCCUCCAAGUUUGAUACCUUUUGUAAAGUACAUAUAACUGAUAAUAAUUAGGAGACUCGACCUCUUCAUCCGUGAGGACUGCGGAGCCCUGAUUCUCAAUUCCCGUAGCUCAGGUGUCCUUUCUAAAGUAGAGUUUUCUGGAGGGUGAGUCCAUCUUAAGGUGUCAGAACCAUUUUCAGAUGCUAAGCAGUUCCAUGCAAAUAUGGAACUGUCAUUUUCUACUCCAUCCUGAUCAUUCAGUGAUUUCUGAAGUCCUCGUCAUCUUGGUCAAGUUGUGUGGCAUUUUUACCCUUGGUGAAAAAUCAACUUUAGAAAAACUAACCAGCCUGGGUACCGUCCAUCAGUGUAGUCAUUGCGACCUUCUGUAGGGAUAAAAGUUUUAAUUUGUACAAAUCAAAACUGAUGUGUGGCUCUCAGGGGCCACUCUGCUUCAUGCAGCCCGUUUGAAACCUUACGUUCUCUAAUAAUGGAAGCGCCUUUGUCUGGAUGUUCGUCUUACCUGCGUUUGCUGAUUUCUUUACCUUCGGACACAUCUUAUAGCACAAAUAUUAUGCCAGAUUUGGUAUGAAACCGGUGCUUGUUGUAGGCAGAUCUGUAGUUUAUAAUUUUCAUAUGUUGACACGUAGACUAGUUGGCGUAUUCAGAGAUUGUACCGCGAAGCUCGCACUGCUGGAGGGGAGAGGGCACGCUCAGCAGUGACACUGCUGCCCCCCAGGGGGGCUCUACCAACCUUUAUAUAUACUUCAUUGUUCGGGUUUAUUAACUUUUUGUAUGAAUACAGAAAUUGGUAACACGUGUCUGUACUAUAGGCUUCGAUGUCUACAUAAAUGUUACCCAGAAGGUGAUUAUUUUCUUGGAUAUGAGGUCAAGAUUUUUGAAAAACACAAUGCUGUGGGAAUGGAGUCAUUUUGCAAUUAAGUAAAAACUUCGUUAUAACUCACAAGGUAAAUUUAAUCCAAAUUGAAAUUUUGUUUCAGGUGAACUUACAAUUAAUUGUGUGAAUUUACUUGUUUUUAAUGGUUAUUAAUAUUUCAAUCAGGUAUCUUUUUUAAGGAAAAACAUAAACUGUACAUGCAGAACUGGAGACGUUUUUUUGCACUGUGUCAGUAAACCUUUGUACACACGCAUUCACAGAGUGUAAGUUGGUGUGUGCACACACACAUUAGCGGGUUUUAAAAAUUAACAAACGGGCUCUUCCUUCCAUUCUGUGAUCCUAAACCCGCCUCAGCCUCCUUCCCUGUAUAGGAGACGAUCCCCGAGUCAGCGAGCUGCACAUCUGCAGCUCACAGGAACCGAGAGCAAGCAUGUGUCUCUGUUAGGAGUUUAAAGCUCAGGGACAGGGGAUUUGAGCACGUGAACCCACCCCAUCAGAAACUGAGGAGAAUUCAGACCGCUCCCAGCCUGCGUCUACACAUCCUUCACUGUAGAGACUUUUCCACGACAAGAUGCUGAUUUUUUUAAGUGAUGAUACUGUAUGUCGUCAUUUUUAAGGGUUGAGGGGACACGCAGGAAAGGUAAUGUUUAAGUGAGUUGUAGUUUAACGGUUUCAACUAAAUUGCAUUUUUGUGACUUUUCUGCUUAGUAUUUGCUUCUGUUAAUUUUAUUAGCUUUACUUUUCAAUUUUCAGAGAGUUCUUUAUAAAUUCACGAAGGGGUGCUGGGGUGGCUUAGUUGGCUAAGCGUCUAACUCUUGAUUUCGACUCCAGUUAUGAUCUCAUAGUUUGUGGGAUCGAGCCCCAUGUUGGACUCUGGGCUGACAGUGUGGAGCCUGCUUUCUCUCUCUCUCCUUCUUUCUCUGCCCCUCCACUAUUCAUGCACACUCUCUGUCUCAAAAAUGAAUAAAUAUUUUUUAAAAAUAAAUCGAUGGAAAGAAAAAUUAUAAAUGUUCAGGGCCUGUUUAUAAAUAAAAUGACCACUCAUGGUAUUUGCAAAACAUAGAGGAUUUAUUUUUCCAAAUAGUCAUGAAUGGGGUGUAGUUCGCUUAGUUUUUUUCUAUGCUGUUUUCAAGUCAGACAUUUUUAUUUUUAACUUUCUAAGGUGGUUGUUUCUGAGUUGACUAAUAGAUGUUCAUUUUACUUCAGACACAGUAUUUCCAGAAGCAUUCAGAGGGAGAUCCACGUUUCUUAUAUUGCUUCCUGAUUCUGGCCAAAAGAUGACUCAGGAAAAUGUUAGGAUCUUGUCCAAAGAAAGCUUGAAACUAGAACAAUACACAAAAACAAAAAACAUAGGUUAUCAAUGAAUUAAGAUCGCUGCAAGAAAAAGGAACUGUAGUUAAGACAUAGGACCUUUGAAAAUCGUUUGCCAUUGUAAUUGCAGUAUGAACCCAGAGUAUGGCUCUGGAAGGGCUCCCUGUGCCCAGCCAGGGGUCCACCAAGUCUGUGUAGCCCUCUGAUGGCCAUGAAGUUUCCUAAGCCCUCACUGACCUCUUUCUGUUUAAAUAAUGUCAGUAACAUGUUCUGUACAGUUACCAUCUUGUGUGUAAAAUAGGGCUUGUAUUUCCCCUGAAAUUUACCUAUUUAAGCAUGGACCCUUUGGUUUGUUUUUAUUGUAGAAUUUCAUGAGCAAAUCCUCCUAAUUACCUUUGUGGUUUUAGAGUCUUUAACCAUAAUCCUUCCACUCAUAAACAUCUGAAUGAUAACUUUUAGUCACAUGCAGAAGCUACACCAGCCCCUUCUGGGGGGGGUUCAUCCCUGUUGGGACCUCAGGUGGUGAACACCAUCUCCAGGAUCGAGUGUUUCCAGUGUAUUUUUAUAAGGAUGUUACUGGGCACUAAGCCAAAAAACAAAACAAAACAACAACAACAAAAACGGUCUCUGGUCAAAUGUUUGGGGAGAGCUUGGUUAAAGUUGAGCACUGAAUAAGGUCUGGUAGGCACAUUUUAUACACAUCAAAACUUAGAAAAAACAUGCUCCAAGAUAACACUGAUUGGCCAGUUACUUGAAGGCAUGAUUUCUACCCCAAACGCUACCCAGUUCAAGAAUGUAGGAUCCUCUAAAGUCAAGGUGUAAAAUGCCUCACCCAGCUCUCCUAAAUAUGGUCACUUACCUGUCUCAUACCUCCUCGCGGGUUAGCAGUGCCAGUACCAAGACCUGGAAAACAGUGUUUGAAAACCAUUCAUCAUCAGAUCUGUGGUUUCUAUUUAAUGCUUGUCUUAUUUAAAACACACAAAAUAGAGUAUUACUGAGUCGUGCCUAGUUUCUGAUCUUCCUGUUUUCACUCUGCAGCAAUAUUUACCUGAAGGCUGCUGGGCAAGUACCCUUGUGCUUGUCUCUGAUGGAGUUCACAGAGGGCGCUGUGUUCUCCCCAGUAGUCCACUCAGAACAUUUUACAUGAAUGAACUUCUAUUAAACAGUGUCUAUUAAAGGCUCCAUUUUGUUUGCAAAAUGUUUUGAGCCUUGGUGUCAUUGCUCAGUGGAAUCCAGUUGGAGAAACUAGUAAGAGCUAACAUUUUGUCGAUAACUGCAUGUGAUUGCGGUGAGCAUUUCACUUGCAUUUUCUCACUGACUUCACAAGAGCCCCACGAGGUGGAUAUUUGUAUGAAUCCUGUUUACUGGUGAUGAAACUGAGGUACCAGAAGAUUAAGUAAUUUGCAUAAGAUUUUAACAAGUAGAAACCCAGAAUUUAAAUUUGCACUUAUUGGGCCCCACAUCAGGCUCUCCGCUGACAGCACGGAGUCUGCUUAGGAUUCUCUUUUUCCUCCGCUUCGCUCUGUCCCUCCCUUGCGUGCACAUGCGCGCUCUCUCUCUCUCUCUCUCUCUCUCUCUUAAAAUAAAUAAACAUUUUAGGGGCGCCUGGGUGGCUCAGUCGGUUGAGCGUCCGACUUCGGCUCAGGUCAUGAUCUCACGGUCCGUGAGUUCGAGCCCCGCGUCAGGCUCUGCGCUGACAGCUCAGAGCCUGGAGCCUGCUUAGGAUUCUGUGUCUCCCUCUCUCUCUGACGCUCCCCAUUCAUGCUCUCUCUCUGUCUAAAAAAUAAACAUUAAAUAAAUGAACAAACAAACAAACAUUUUUAAAAAAAUAAAUAGGGGCGCCUGGGUGGCUCAGUCAGUUAAGCAUCCGACUUCGGCUCAGGUCAUGAUCUCACGGUCUGUGAGUUUGAGCCCCACGUUGGGCUCUGUGCUGACAGCUCAGAGCCUGGAGCCUGGUUCAGAUUCUGUGUCUCCCUCUCUAUCUGCCCCUCCCCUGCUCAUGCUCUGUCUCUCUCUGUCUCAAAAAUAAAUUAACAUUAAAAAAAUUAAAAAAAAAUAAAAUUGCACUUAUUGGGAAUGGAUAACACCCUCCUUCCUCUCCAAAAUAAAUGUGUACAGAAAAAAAAAUGUAGAUAUGCUGAGGUACCAAGGAGAGCAUGAUGCUUGCAAGGAGUUGGUGAGAAAGAGAAAACACCAAAUUGCAGAGGAGUCUUUACACCAGAAGCGGAGAGUGUUGGGCAGUUUAUUAGCAUGUUUUAUAGAACAUCUUUCUAUUCCAAAACAGGUUUUUACCUCACAUAGUGGAUGAGAAUAGAGAGUAAUUCAGUAGCAAUAAAAUCAGACAGCCUGUACACGCAUGAAUUAUUUUACCUGCUUUCCUAAGACUGUCGCCUCUCUCUGCCCCUAACGUCUCCAGCAUUUGCAGGAGGGACACUCUUUCCAGUUCAUCCAAGGUUGAUCUUGCGUCUCCAUCAGGUGCUACACAGAGUAAUAGAAGAGCUAAACUCUACUGCUUCCUGAACACAUCCCUGCCACAGGACCUUUGCAAUGACUGCUGCCGACCUGAAACGGUCUUUGUUCCGACAUGUGCCUGGCUCUCUUCCUCACCUCCUUCACGUGUUUGCUAGAACGCUACCUCCUACGUGAGUCCCUCCCUGACCCUGCUGCUUAAAAAUUGCAACAAAGCUGCCCACGACCUUAA
Messenger RNA from Panthera uncia (snow leopard), 9944 nucleotides. RefSeq names its product period circadian regulator 3 (gene PER3). Lineage: Eukaryota; Metazoa; Chordata; Mammalia; Carnivora; Felidae. Gene Ontology annotation, molecular function: transcription cis-regulatory region binding; transcription corepressor binding. Gene Ontology annotation, biological process: entrainment of circadian clock by photoperiod; circadian regulation of gene expression; negative regulation of transcription by RNA polymerase II. Gene Ontology annotation, cellular component: nucleus; cytoplasm. The record is from RefSeq and is a predicted model, not a curated record.